GAUGACGUUGCAUGGAAAGACGACAUCACGGGGAGGAGGUUUAAUGGCUAAGCUAGGACCUGUCAGGAAAAAGUAAAAGGAUAGCAUAACUGGCAUCGCAGUCAGGAGGGUGGGGGAUGAAUGGGGUAGGAGGGAUCUGUCAGCAUAAAGUAAGAAGAGAUCGUAUAACUGUUAUGAACAGUGGGGGAGGUGGGAUAAGUAGUUAAAAAAAAAAAUAUAUAUAUAUAUAUAUUAUAGUGGUGGAGAAAGCAGGGUGCACUUUAAUUUUUCAGAUUUAUUUCCUAAAAUCGACCCAGUAUAUUCCAAGGCACCAGGCUACACGCACGGCCAAUGGUGUAGUGACAACUGAAAUCUUUGAGUUGUGAAAGCGCUGGGCUGUGUGUGUAGUUUCUGGUCUGACUGUUGCGCCCUGUUCCUAGCCGGCCAUACACAAGCCAAGCAUGAACCCGAAUGCGGCUGGUGUGAGCGCUAUUGCAGCACAGUACUGCAAGCUGGGAGAGAUUAGAAACACUGACAAGUUGCCUCGUCCCUCCCUUCUGUGCUCCCACCCCCUGUGCCUGGCUCAGUGACACACGGCAACUCUCGCACAUCCUCCUUCCUCAGCACUAGCAGUACGAGCACGGACUGAGAGGAUCGCUUCCCCCCGCUCCUUCUUCUCUCCCUGUCACCUCCUCAGAAAGGUUUACUUGAAUAGUGCCUUCUGUAAAGUCACUUUUGCCAGAAAGUACUAAAGCGGACCAUCUGCGUUAUCAGGGCUUUCUGCUUGCCAAACACACCGGAUCCUGCUCUGAAGGGUGGAUGUAUCCACCAUGUCUUUAAUUGCCAAUGACUCAACAUGAAAUGGAAUGAGCAUCAGCGAAGAAAAAAGAUCCUAACCGCACCAUUUGUGUGAAUUUCCCAAAAGGCUGACAUUAAGCCGAUCUCCAAUAAAGAGAAACUCUGUUUUGAGAAAAAAAAAUAUACUUAAUUGUAGAGACGGUGCAGUUAGUUUGGAGUUACUUCAUGGAAAAUAGUCGUCAGCAUAUUGUCCAGCCAUCCUGACAUUUCCAACUGCUGAGCUUUGAGAGCAUGUUGUUUUUAAAGUCCAGAUUAAGUGGGGCAGCCUGAUUGAUGAGUAACUUUGGACUGAUUAAUAGGCUUUUUCUUAUGGUGCUUCAAGUGCCUUGGACUCCAUUCAGCAGUCUACCACCCCACAAUUUUAUUGUUUUACUUUUAUUGCUAAAGCUUUUAGGAGCAUUAACUGACAUUUGAACAGUUAACAAGAAAGUGUUCCAUUUUAUUCUUUUUUAUCCAAUCAUGGCUUUGAAUGUAGCUCCUGUAAGAGACACAAAAUGGCUUACAUUGGAGGUGUGCAGACAGUUUCAGAGGGGGACUUGUUCAAGGUCUGAUGAGGAAUGUAAAUUUGCACAUCCACCCAAAAGUUGUCAGGUUGAAAAUGGAAGAGUUAUUGCCUGCUUUGAUUCCCUUAAGGGACGCUGUUCAAGGGAGAACUGCAAAUACCUUCAUCCACCAACACAUUUGAAAACUCAGCUAGAAAUUAAUGGCAGAAACAAUCUUAUUCAGCAGAAAACGGCAGCCGCCAUGCUAGCUCAGCAGAUGCAGUUUAUGUUUCCAGGCACACAACUGCAGCCAAUGCCAACAUUUCCUGUAGGUCCAGCAUUAGGAACAAACACAGCUAUUAGUUUUGCUCCGUACCUUACGCCGGUAACUCCUGGAGUUGGAUUAGUUCCUACUGAAAUACUGCCAUCUACACCUGUGAUUGUUCCAGGAAGUCCACCAGUAUCAGUCCCUGGAUCUACUGCUGCCCAGAAGCUUCUCAGGACUGAUAAACUGGAGGUAUGCAGGGAGUUUCAAAGAGGAAACUGUGCACGGGGAGAGACUGAUUGCCGCUUUGCUCACCCUGCAGACAGCACGAUGAUUGAUACAAAUGAUAACACUGUAACCGUUUGUAUGGAUUACAUUAAGGGUCGCUGCAUGAGGGAGAAAUGCAAAUAUUUUCACCCUCCUGCACAUUUGCAGGCCAAAAUCAAAGCUGCACAACAUCAAGCCAACCAGGCUGCAGUGGCAGCUCAAGCAGCUGCCGCAGCUGCAACAGUGAUGACGCAGUCGACUGCCAAAGCAAUGAAGCGACCUCUCGAAGCAACUGUAGAUCUGGCUUUUCCUCCUGGCGUUCUUCAUCCCUUACCAAAGAGACCAGCUCUUGAAAAAAGCAAUGGUGCCAGUGCACUUUUUAAUCCUAGUGUCUUGCACUAUCAACAGGCUUUGGCUAAUGCACAGUUGCAACAACCUGCCGCAUUUUUCCCAGCAGGGUCAGUUUUGUGCAUGACACCAGCUACCAGUAUUGUACCCAUGAUGCACAGCGCUACGUCCGCCACUGUCUCUGCAGCAACAACUCCUGCAACAAGUGUCCCCUUCGCCGCAACAGCCACAGCCAAUCAGAUUAUUCUGAAAUAAUCAGCAAGGGGGAAUCGGAGCAUCACGAAGAUGUGCAGAAGCUAGCAAAGCACUCAUAUUGUACAUACUAUCCUGUCUCCUCUAUAGAGUUGCCACAAACUGCAUGCUAAAAGGAUAUUGUUCUCUUUAUGGACAAACUACAAACUCUUAUGAAGCUAGUGCUGCUAUACUAUAAAUCGAUAAUAUAUAUGGUAUGCUUAAUAUAUUCCAACAUCAAAUAGUUAACUACCUGAUACCAGCUGUGAUGUUAAAGAAAUGUUUAGUGGGUAAAGUUUACUUUUUAAUAUUUUGUAUACCUGGUUCCCACUCAACAAUAUUGUCUUAUCACCUAUUAUAUAAUUAAAGCAGAUGUUAAUGGUAUAGAUCACAUUUAAAAUUUUAGGAAGAAUUUAAGAAAAGAGAGAUAUAUAUAAAUAUAUAUAAAUAUAUGUAUACAAGAAUGUUUUUUUUUCCAAAGGCUAAUAUACAGUGUUAGAUUGUGUAUAUUAACACUUUGGCAUUCACAUUAGCCAACAAUAUAUAGCUAUAUGUUCCCCUCGACAGAGAAGACCAAGAAGAUCAAGUACUCUCAAUAAUGGACAGAAGCUUAUGUUAAAGCACAAAGUCAAAGCAUUGAAACUAGCAUCCGGCUCACUUUAUCCGUAGAAGCUGUGUUGGAACAGGUGGGAUAUAACAGCAACAAAAACAAGCAAAAAAAAAAGAGCAAAAGUGGAAACCUUUGCACAGUAUGACUGUCAUACACAAGGAAGUCUUGAAUACUUUUAUUUUGUUUUCUAACCAAGACUUUGCAGAAGUGCCUAAAUUUUGCCACAGUACAUCAGUCGCAAAAAGAAUGAAUGCGAUGCCAACGUCCCCGUUACCAGUGAUCUGACCUUUCUAACCUGCAGUCAAAGGUUGGUGACAUAGCAAGUUGGAUCUCAAGCAGGAAAAAGGCAUCAGAGGAGGAGUUGUCUUAGAAAAUUGAAUGUACAAAACAGUGUAUUAGUCACUUAGAACAUUGUGGUGACUCUAAUAUAUAUUAGUAAACAUUUGUAAAUGUGGUGAGAGAGUUUUCCUUUGACCCUGUCUGGCGAUUGUGGGGCCUGCAAGAGACUGCAGAGCAAUAGACUGCAGGCCUUCCAAUCCCCCCCCCCCAACACCCCUCUGCUGCCAGAGGAAAAAAAUGCAAUGAACAGUGCUGUUUGCUAUUCCUCUGGCAGCCAAGGGGUCCCAAAGGGCCCAUAGUGAUAUACUUUUAUAUAAGUGGUUGGAGAAAGUUGUAACAGGAUUACAGCACAACAGAGAAAAGAACAUCUUUUAAAGCCUAUUUUAUCUCAGAAUUAUCAAGAGAAGUCGCUUAUAAGUAAACACAGAAAAAUAACCUACGAAUAAAACAGAUUUUGAUGUUUACUUUUAUAGUAAGCUAUUGAUUUACAAGGUAAAAGUCUGUACAUUUAUAAUGUAAUUGAGUUUAAUGUUUGUUUCAAGCACUAUUGUACCAAAUAUUUCAUGUUUCUGUGUUGCACAUUUGUCACAUAAAGUAUGUGGUUGCCCAAUUAUGGUUAUCAGAGCAGAACAGCUGUUGUACAUGAAUAGUAUCCUUAAGUGUUAGAAAUCUGUUAUUUUUUCUAUUGUCAAACAAUAUUAGUGAUUGCAGUAUUUUAUGAGGAUUUUGAGAACUGAAUGUAAACUAUUUUUAAUGUGGGCAGCCUGUUCUGAAAGAAGGCGCUGUAAUUCUAUAUUUGGUUAUCAGGAAAAGAUUCUGCCUUUACUUGUGUUUAUUCUGUAAUAUAUGUACGAUGUUUAAUUACUUUUAUUCUAGUUGCAAAGCAAAUAUUCAAAAGAUCUAUGUCAGAAUCCCCACAAAUAGUACUUGGACACAUGACAUCUUAUCACAUCCACCUUGCAUUUAUAUACUUGACUGGCCUGAGAGCUACCCACAUGCUAAACAUGCGCCAUAGCCCUAGUGGGGGCCAGUGACACAGCGCCACACACACCCAUUUUGUCUAGUUAGAUUCCUACAGGUUUUUUUUGUUUUUUUUUAAUUGUCUUUAAAGUGUGAUGUGAAAUUUGAUGGGCCUCAAUGAUUGGUCUGUCUUUAUUUUAUCUUUGCAAACACACAUGGUUUGAAAUUAGAAAAUUGGUGAUCUUUGUGUUUUUGUAUUUUUUAUUUUUUGUUUUUAUAAAGUCCUCUAAUUAAACUAGUCUCUUAAUAAAAUAUUAGACAGUUAAUGCUUCUCUUAAAGUAAUACAAGAAGUGUAUUAAGCUUGUUAAAUGUCUUUAAUUACAGGAAAUAAGCUGUAGUCUUAGAGAGUGAAUGCUUACAACCUUGUCAGCUACUAAAUCUUCUAAUAUAUUUUACAUACAAAUAAUCUACAAUUUUUAAAUAGUUCUGUAAUCUAUCCAUUUGGUAGUUAAUCUAAAAAUGAGGUUCAUGGCCAUAUCUGAUCUGUCAACUGGAGAUGGGAAAAUUAUCCCUAAAAGCUUCUUCACACUAUUUGCCAAAAUGCUUCUUAGUGUGUUGCAGACAGUAGCAAUCCUAAGGAAACAGGCAGCUGGUCUUCAUUUUCUCUUCGUUGUGGGUGUUAUUAUUAUUAUUAUUAAUAAUUGUACUUUCUACACUGCAAACCUCUAGUCUGGCAUUUCAGCUAAAAUGCAGUGGCUAGAACCUUGAACACCAGGUAUUUGCAGUGUGGGAUUGAAAGAGAAUAAAGGGGAACUAUCACAAAUGUAAUUUUAAAAGUGAGGCUUGCUAUAUAAAAUUACUAUGAAUACAAUAUACAUUUGUAAUUUUAUGCAUAUUACUAUCAGCGCAGCACAGCACCUGUCAAGCCAUACUCCCACAGCUCUGUCUUUUAGAAUGCUCUGCAUAACCCUUUGCUCACUUGCAUGGAGAAAGCAAUGGCACUUAUAAGAGGUGCUGCUCGCAAAGUAAAGUAUUGCUUAAUGCAACAUCUUGUAGACUGCAUACUUUGCUACUCAACAGCUUCUGAGAGACAGAAUUGUAUUAGCUCAGGGGACUAGGAAAGCCAAACAGAGCAUUCAGUAGCAGAGCUGUUCCAUGUUGCUCUGAAAUUUGAGUGCUGAGGAUGGUUGGGAUGACUGGAGGCUCAGAAAUUGUGGCAUAGCUAUUUAAAACAUUUAACUAACUAUAUUUAUAGAAAAUAUUAAUUUCACGUGAUAAACAUCAUUCUUUGAAGAUGAUUUGGUGAUAAUUCCCCUUUAAGAGAAAGGGUCUGGGGUAACAGUGUAAGCAUUAUAUGUCUAAGCAGUCUACAAGAUAUUUAUCUUGAAACCAGAAAUGGACCAGCUUGGGUUGCCACUGUCAACUUUUUUAUAUUUACAGUUAAUUUUGGGAGGAAAUUCCCAUGAAUUGGCUUUUCCCUGAGAUUGACGCUCUGCAGAUUUUAGCCUCUGAGCAGAAGCCUAUUAACAGGAAGCCUGCCCAGAUCUCUGUAUUUGAGCACUAAACCAUGCCCAGCCUGCCCAGAUCUCUGUAUUUGAGCACUAAACCAUGCCCAGCCUGCCCAGAUCUCUGUAUUUGAGCACUAAACCAUGCCCAGCCUGCCCAGAUCUCUGUAUUUGAGCACUAAACCAUAUAUUAGUUACAUUGCCACCUCAAAGUCAAAAUAGCAUUGCAUACAUUAUUCUAUAUACAUUACAAUUAAAGAGGUGGAUAAAUGAAAUCCACCAUCUGAAAUACAACAUGACCUAAAGUGAUUGCUCUGACUGGCAUCAAUGCGCAAUUAGUUCUGUGAAUGUACACUCAAGCAAAGACAUCACCAUCCUUUCCAGGCGCCUCCGUGUCCCUCUUCAAGGUCUUCUCUUUGUACGGGAUGUAAAAUAUUGAAAAGUUUAAUAAAUUAUUUUGGUGCAGGA
Molecule: messenger RNA, 6313 nt
Organism: Xenopus tropicalis (tropical clawed frog)
Lineage: Eukaryota; Metazoa; Chordata; Amphibia; Anura; Pipidae
Gene: mbnl2
Product: muscleblind-like splicing regulator 2
Exons: 10
Coding region: 1297-2454 (385 amino acids)
Cellular component (GO): nucleus; cytoplasm
Molecular function (GO): metal ion binding
Source: RefSeq, a predicted model, not a curated record